AUGGAUAAUAACGAAAAAGAAAUUAAGGAUGUCGAAAUAAAUAUAGACAGUGUUCGCAAUAGUGAUGAUAAUAAUAAUAAUAAUGCCUCUAGUUCAGAAUAUAUACCACCAUUAUCGCCACCAACAAUUGAGGUUUGUAGCGAACCAUCCUCACCAAUCAACGAUAGAGCGUCAAUAGAUAAUAAUUUAAAUAGCCCAAUUGAAUUAAAUUUAAAUAAUAACCCGAACAACGAAAAUAAUAAUAAUGAUAAUAAUAAUGAUAAUAAUAAUAAUGAUAAUAAUAAUAACAAUAAUAAUAAUAAUAAUAGUAGUGUUGAAAUUAAUAUUAACAACAUUCAUAACAAUAAUGAUAAUAAUAAUGAAAGUAAUAAUAUAAAUUUAAGCAAUGCAAACUCCGAACAAUUAAUAAACCAACCAUAUCCUCUAUAUCCACCAGCACCAUCAUAUUUUUAUCAAUAUAACGUCGAUGGGAAUGGCCAUAUAAUACACACCAUCGAUGAAAUUGAUACAGAUGCAACAAGUUUACCACCACCAGUAAGGUUAGAGAAAAGUCCUCAUCAAAAUAAUAGCAAUAGUAAUGUAUAUUCAUCAAAUGGGUUCUAUCCGGGCUUACAAGGUUUGGCUUCAGUUAGUGCAGGUGAAAAUGACCCAAAUGCUCAAAGUCCCUCCUCUAAUAACUAUUAUAGUUCAUAUAGCAGACACCAUGCAUCACCACCACCAAAUUCUAGAACCACAACCAACAGAGAUAAUAACAAUACUUCAAUUGCAAGAAAAAACAGGACUUGUUGUACUGGUGGUGCUCGAAAAAUUAUUCCAGGAAUUAUAGUAAUUAUCCUGUGUGCCGUUAUCCUUGAAUUAAGAGGUAAACCUAAUUAUAAAAGUAAAACAUCACAAUUGACAAUAUCUCAAAAUUUCGAUGACUGUAUAUCAGAUUUAAAUAUCAAAUACUAUUCUAAAAAUAUAAUAAUUAAAAAAGUAGAUAAAAUAGUUUACCAAGAUUCAGUAUUCAAACCUUUUAACAGUGGAACCACUUUAAUUAGAAUUUAUAUUUAUUUUCAAGAUAAACUUGAAGAAGAACAAAUAGAAGAACAAGAAAAUGAUGAAAAUCAAUAUCAUAAACCACCAAAAAUGUAUAAUUUAAACUAA
This is a messenger RNA of Dictyostelium purpureum, 1146 nucleotides long. RefSeq lists its product as uncharacterized. The coding region runs from base 1 to 1146 and encodes 381 amino acids. The transcript has 3 exons. The record is from RefSeq and is a predicted model, not a curated record. NCBI's taxonomy places the organism in Eukaryota, Evosea, Eumycetozoa, Dictyosteliales, Dictyosteliaceae.